Molecule: messenger RNA, 876 nt
Organism: Plenodomus lingam JN3
Lineage: Eukaryota; Fungi; Ascomycota; Dothideomycetes; Pleosporales; Leptosphaeriaceae
Gene: RSM25
Product: mitochondrial 37S ribosomal protein mS23
Cellular component (GO): mitochondrial small ribosomal subunit
Molecular function (GO): structural constituent of ribosome
Source: RefSeq, a predicted model, not a curated record
AUGGUGACAACACCACCAACCAACCAGUGCACCCGCCCAAGACACUGUUACUCUUCGCCCUCACCCUCUUCUGCAGAGACUCAUGGCCCCCUCAUGGGCCGCUACGACUUCCGCGCCCUUCGUGUGCGCCAAACCGCAAAAGCCCUCUUCGACUCAAAACGCAACUCUGACCUGCCGCAAUGGUACGAUGUAAUCGGCAACAUCCCCCCUGGCGAAACCCUUGCCCGCCCCGUUCUACGAGCCCCCAAAGUCCGACACGCGCGCAAAGCCAGCAAGUUAUUCAAGCCACUUGCGAUUGUCUACCCAGAAGACAAGCUGCGAUCAGAGUUCUUUGGUGAUCAUCCCUGGGAGCUGGCACGCCCGAGGCUCAUAGUAGAAGAUAGCGGAAAUGACGCAAAGGGAUAUGAUUGGAGUAAAAUAACACAGCCGGGAAAGCAAUUGGAUGGUGAAAGCGUCGUCCAACGCCAAAUGUGGCUCAUGAAACACGCCUCCCUCUCCAAAGCCUCGGCCUAUGACCAAGCCCGCCGUGAAUUUUACGCCCACCGCCACCGCUCCGAAAUCCGCUCACGCAUCGCCCGCGAAGAAGCCCAAUAUGUUGGCGCCUACUUUGGCAAGGGCCCGCUGGAGAUCGGCAUGGAGCUCGAAGAUAAGAGCUGGGAGUCGUGGAAGUCGUGGGCAUCGACCCAGAUCGACGACGAGCAGGCCAUGCGCGCCCAAAUGUUCAGUGGCGCACAGGAUGAGGCUGCCGACUCGGCUACUGCUGAUCUCAGUGCUACUGAGUUUGAUGAUGUGCUCACGGAGACGCCAGCGAAGAAUAUUACGCCUGGUGCGCCGCCGGGGACGAGGCCGUUUGGGGCUACGGCGGCGCAUGCGUAG